CAUGAAUUCGUUGUAAACACUCACUUAUUUUUUCUGUAGUUUUAUAUUUUUAGUCAUUGCCUUCAACUUGUAGCUUUAUGUGAUGUCGUGCGCUGCUAUAAAUUGUACAAAUCGCCACUCACAAGGAUGUAGUGUAAAUUUCUUUCGUUUCCCUUUAGGUGAUAAGAGCAGGCUGCAGCAGUGGCUGGUGAACAUCCGGCGGGACAAGUGGAAGCCAACUCCUUCUUCUCGCCUAUGUUCUGUCCACUUUGAAGAUAACUGUUUCUUUACAACCCGUCUGGGCAAAGUGCGCCUUACUACAGCUGCUGUUCCCACCAUCUUUUCCUUCCCUAAACACUUACAGAAGAAGCCACCACACACCAGGCGAAGGCUUGAGAGGUGUGGGGAUGUUGUAUUGAGAAACGCUGAAGCUGUGGAGGAGAUUGUGAGGGUUAUUGUGGAUGAAAGCAAUGGGGCAUCAGAGAUUCAUCCCGGUGGACGAUGCAACAUUUCAUACAGCCAUUUACCCUGCCAUCCUUCUGUGCCAUCAGACACAGUUUGUCAUUCGUUGGAUCACACCUACUACAUGGCCGAAUCGCCAGAGAAGCUGCAGAACAGUUUAAACUUGGCCAAUGCCGAGCUUACAAACUACAGGAAACGGUUGAAACUGCAGAGCGCCAGGAUUAGAAGGUUGAAGAAGAAAGUGACUUCUCUGUCCUCCAUCCUUUCAGAGUUAAGACAAGAGAGAAGACUUUGAUUUGCUUUGAAUUGUAAUAAAAACUCUUUUUGAAAAAAGCGCUGUGGUUUCAGUGUGCUUUUGUUGUAGGUUUGUGAUGGGCUUGUCAAGCUCCAAAUGACACAGUAAAAGUAUUUAAGAAUGGGUCCAUUAAACUCGUGUGCUACUGUAUAUUCCAAGCCUUCUCAAGCAAUAUGAUUGAAAUUUAAGUCAAAACUGUUCUAAAUGAUUUGUUUAUAAUCUUUCCAUAAACAUAAAAUGAUCAAUUAAAAA
This is a messenger RNA of Rhinichthys klamathensis goyatoka, 988 nucleotides long. RefSeq names its product THAP domain-containing protein 1-like. The coding region runs from base 83 to 736 and encodes 217 amino acids. The record is from RefSeq and is a predicted model, not a curated record. Lineage: Eukaryota; Metazoa; Chordata; Actinopteri; Cypriniformes; Leuciscidae. The transcript is spliced from 2 exons.